Messenger RNA from Paramecium pentaurelia, 1033 nucleotides. NCBI's taxonomy places the organism in Eukaryota, Ciliophora, Oligohymenophorea, Peniculida, Parameciidae. The record is from the annotation of a GenBank genome assembly.
AUGAGUAUACAUAUAUAAUUAUAUAUCAUAGUCAAAAUGAUGAUGAUUUUUUUUGAAAGAGAAUAAUAAUAGAUCAAAUAACCUCCUCCUCACCAAGUCAAGGCAAUCUUAUAAGAAUAAAUACCUUUAGACUUAUAAGAUAUUUAAUUAGAUAAUACUAAAACUUAUUAGAUUAAAAAUGAAUUAUUGUCAAUAUAUAAGAAUUUCAUAUUAAAUUAAAUAAUUAUUAAUCCAAUUUAUAUAAAAUCAUGAGAAAAUUCCUUACAUUUAAGUGGAAAUCCUAAGUACACAGUAGAGAAUUUGGAUUAUCAAUGAAUAUGCCUAAAAUUAAGAAAUAAGUUUAGAGUGUUUUUAAGAAAGUGGAUGAUGAAAUUUUAAUAAAAGAGAGAGGCAAUUAAAGAUAUUUAAAGAAUUUGAUGUUGGUUAAGAUGGCUAUGUUUCAUAAGUAGAUUUAUAUAGUACAAAAAUAAUAAUUUAAAUACAUUACACAACUAAAAUAAAGAAUGAAACAUAUUCAACUUAAGAUGAGAUACAAUUACUUAUUUAAUAUGUUGAUCCAGAAAACAAAGGAUUUGCUAAUUUUACAGAGUUUGCAUAAAAAAUUAGAAAUGGUAUGACUAUCUUGGAUGAGAAUGGUGCUCAAUUAAUUAAUGUAAAUACAUAACCAAGUAAAACAACAAUAAUAGCUGCUACUUCAUUUCUACUUGAAUUAUAAAGAUCUAUUAAUGAAUUUAAGAAACCAUUUAUUGCCUCAAAGAACAGAUUUGAUUAUAAACCAUCCACAAGAUAUGGAGCUACACCUAGUUUAAAAGAUACUUUUGUUAAUAUAGCUCCUUUAGAAAGGAGUGGUCUAUGGAAAUCAGCUGAAUCAAGAUUUAAUAAAAAUAGGGAAGAGUAUAAGAAGGAAGAUAAGAAGUUAAAAGAAUUUAGAUAAGAGUAGAAAUUGCAGAGAAUUAGAAGUUAUCAAUAAGAGAUAAGGGAUAGGAUUAAAUCAUAAGAUGAUAGACAUAAAUAAAAAGCAAUUUUGAAAUGA